GUCUAGCUUCACAUCCAAAAAACACCAAGCAAACAUCUUUAAAGAAAAUUCACUAAGAACCAUUUUACAAACAACGAAAGAUAUGAAGCCCGUUAUGCUUCUUGUGGCUAUAACUACCGUUGCAGUCAUUCUUUCCACCGCUAGGGAAAAUCCUGGAGGGUGGCAAUCGAUUAAGAACUUAAACGACGAGCGCAUCAAGAUGGUCGCCGAGUAUGCAGUUUAUGUGCACAGCUAUCAGAAUAACUUCAAGCUUCCGCUGAGACUCGUAAGCAUCAGAAGCGGCGAGGUCCAGUUUGUGGAUGGUGUGAACUACAGGCUCAUGGUGACUGUAGUUCCGUUCGGUAGCCCCAACUCCGAGGGGAUUGUCUACCGAACGAAAGUUCAUGUGAGCCUUGAUCGUAGAGACGCGAGGCUGAAAUAUUUCACACCUAUAUACGAUGGAUUAAAUCAAUAUCGAUCCAUCUAUGUAAAACAAUUUAGUAGUCUUUAUUGAUUUUUAAGUUCUCCGUAUGUUAGUUUGAUUGAUAAUUAAGGAAUAACAUAAGCUUUUUGUUGGUCUAGUUAUGUGCUGAAAUGAUUAAUUAUGCCCUUUAAAGUUGGCAUGAUCAAUUUUUAAUUUCUACGGUUCUUUCCGCUAGAUAUGGUUGUAUUGCACCAAAACUCAUGAACAACCAAGGUCAACAUGUUAAGAGCCCUAGGUCCGAACGAUUCGAAUAUGAGAUUUUCAUGUUGGAAGCAUACAAUUAUAUAAAGUGUGCUAGAAAAAGUCAAUGUUCAAAAGCAAAACCUACUUAAUUAAUUAACAAGAUUCCA
This is a messenger RNA of Linum trigynum, 813 nucleotides long. NCBI's taxonomy places the organism in Eukaryota, Viridiplantae, Streptophyta, Magnoliopsida, Malpighiales, Linaceae. The record is from the annotation of a GenBank genome assembly.